AUGUUAAUAUUGAUGACAAUACCAAUUUUAACUUCUUACACGAUUUCAAUAUUAUAUAAUAAAUUCAAUAUUCAUAAUGGAUUAAAUAAGAAAGCAGAUAAGGAAUGGGUUAAUACUGAGUUAAAGAAGAAAGCAGAUAAGGAAUGGGUUAAUACUGAGUUAAAGAAGAAAGCAGAUAAGGAAUGGGUUAAUACUGAGUUAAAGAAGAAAGCAGAUAAGGAAUGGGUUAAUACUGAGUUAAAUACAAUGUUUGAAAUGAUUUACCCCAUUGGUUCAAUAUAUACAUCAAUGAAUUCAACAAAUCCAUCAACAUUAUUUGGAUUUGGUACAUGGCAGCAGAUAACCGAUCGUUUUUUAUAUUGUACAAACUCAUCAAAACAAACCGGUGGAAGUAAAACAAUUACGGGUGAAAAUUUACCUGCUCACAGUCAUUACGUUAAUUUAAACACAACCGAAGCAGGAUGGCAUAAGCAUAGAUAUUGGGAUUGGUCAGGAAUGACAAAAGGUAAAGGAUAUGAUGUUAAAGAUGACGUUAAAUUUGCUAUUAAUUGUUACUGGAACGAUACACAGGGUUCAGGUAAUCAUACACAUAAUGUUUCAGGAUAUACACAAACGACGGGACAGAGUAAAGAUUACAUGCCGCCUUAUAUGACAGUUUAUGCAUGGUUUCGGACGGAUUGA
Trichomonas vaginalis G3 is the source of this 681-nucleotide messenger RNA. RefSeq names its product keratin-associated protein family. The record is from RefSeq and is a predicted model, not a curated record. The transcript has a single exon. Lineage: Eukaryota; Parabasalia; Trichomonadida; Trichomonadidae. The coding region runs from base 1 to 681 and encodes 226 amino acids.